GCUCCAAUCAUUUCACUGCAGCAGUUCCAGCCCUGCCUUCCGAAGGAGGAGCCUCUGACGUUGUACAAAUAAAUACGCUCCAUUGGCUUCCGUUUCGAGAAGGGCUCCGUGUCCUUUGCUUCCCCUGUGAGUCUUCUUCUUCCCCGAGAGAUUUGGCCCUUGAAGGAAAAGGAGACGAAAAGGACGAUGAAAAUGAUACUUGUGUUCUCCGUCGUGACCAUCUUUGCAUUGUCAAAUGCCUGCCCAGAAGAAUCUCUACGCGCACUGGUCAAAUAUGAAGUGGCCCAGGUAGAGAACAGGAUAGUUAAAAGACUGGAAGCCUUGGUCAAUAGACAGAAUGUGCAGACCGGAGUCAGUGGUGCUACCUUCUGCUCGGCAACGUCCAGUUGGGGCCACCCGUUUGACGUGUUCGGGAGAGGCGCCCAGCACUUCUUGGCUUUCCGCGGAACCGCUGGUGUGGGCCACUCGGUCUAUGACGCUUACAUCGGAGACUACAACAAGAAGUCACCAAGGCGGAACAUUGAACCGUGCUGCACACAGGUAAACGGAUCACUUCCUUGCUCUGGGCAUUACCGUAAUGCGGCCAUCUUGAAUAACUGGCAGAAUAUCGAAGAAGUGGUUGUGGCUCUGUAUGACCGAGGUGUUCUCAAACAGUCCUUGAGGUUUGAUGCCGCCGGCACAACAUAUUUGUCCUGGUUCAGUGCUGACAAACUCAAGAACUCUGGAAAGUGGCGAGAUCUGAAGAGCAAGACCACCAACUACUUCUCCAUUGCUGGGCAUCUGAGCUAUAAACGCCGCUUCUACAUUAACCAUAAACUCCAUGGAUGUAAGCAUGAUGAUGGUUGGUUCAUGGCCAUGGAUAAAGCUCGGCCUCCAUGCCCUUAUGAAAGGCAUUCAUCUUUCCCACAGUUCUUAUACAGCAGUGGCAACGCACGCGCGCUCUGGUCUACCAGUGGGGACACUGUUCAAGCUGACGUCAUGGCAAUUUUCGUCAAGCCAUACAACGGCUGUAACAACCGCUAACGUCUUAAAAGUGUAACAGCAUUUUUUGGAUUUUGUUAUUAUUCUUGUUUUUUGUUGCUGUUGUUGCUGUUGUUGCUGUUGUUUAUAUUGUUUUCUUUUUGUUGUUGUUUUUUUUUGGUGGUGGUGGUGAUGGUGUUUUGUUUUACUUUAAAAUGUAAUGAAGGAAAACACUCUCUUUGUUGAACAAUGUGAUUAGUGAAAGAAAGUAAUGACCUUUGACUUAAAAGAAUAAACGAAAUACAUUUAAUC
Messenger RNA from Aplysia californica (California sea hare), 1272 nucleotides. RefSeq lists its product as uncharacterized. The transcript is spliced from 6 exons. Bases 187 to 1023 code for a protein of 278 amino acids. The record is from RefSeq and is a predicted model, not a curated record. Lineage: Eukaryota; Metazoa; Mollusca; Gastropoda; Aplysiida; Aplysiidae.